AUGGCAACAUUAUCGAUCCCCCAGCUUUCACUCGACUUGCCGAGCACUCGCAUGAGCGUCAAUUUCGAUAACUUUGCAAGCAGCAAUGAAUCAUCCGUUAGACCGGGUCGCUUGCCUUAUACCAGCCACCUACUAACAAGAAAACCGCUGCCUUCACAUAACGGCAAGCCCAUACGGCCCGGUUACGCUCUACAGCCAAACUUGACCGGCAUCGAAGAGCAUCGCGAACCAUAUCCUCCAGCACCAGCUCGUCAUGAUUCUGCACAUGGGCCUUCCAAGGCAGACAAACUAUUACACUCAAUCCACAGCGCUUAUUCUCUUUCAAGAACAGACUCGAGUGCGUCGGCCUCGACCUCUUCCAGCAAAUCCACGGUCGUCGAUUCCGUCUUUUCACGAGUUCCGAGCUCCACAAGCACUCGUGCUUCGUCGCCCAAUUCAUUCUGUACCCCCAAGAAGUCAGGCCCGUACUACGAGCCGACUCAGCUACUAGACCUGCCCCAAUCCAUAAUCGAACAAAUUCUGAGCUACAUUCUACCAAUAGGAUACACCGUAACGAUUGGACCGAGUUCAGACGCCCAACGCCACAUGUUCCACCGCUACCAUCGCCCAUCCCUCGACUACAUUAACCUUCGCCAAAUCUUGAAACACCCGGUAUUCGUCAUAUCCAAACAGCUUCGCUCGGAUGCCCUGGACGUUUUCUACCGGACGUGCGAUUUCUCGAUCGACCUGGCCAAUAUCUAUUACACAAAAGUCUCCUCGACGGCAGACGAGAACUUGAAACGCCACCAGCGCUUCUGGAAUCUCAACACUCCUCUGGCUAUAAGAGAAUCGCUACGGAGAGCUUCUAGGUUGAACGUUCGUCUACCAGUCCCCAGUACCGAGUCACACGGCAAAGGGAGAGACGAGGAUGACUGGAUGGAUGGCAGCGACGGCAAAGGCGGCGGCGGCUGGAUCGUGAAGAGCAUGAAGAAAGAGAAGGAGGACGCCGCCGAGAUACUGAAGUGCCUUGAAACCGUCGUGCGCUUGAUUAUGUCGCCAUCGGAGGAGGACCAGCCGCCUCAACGACUAGGUAGAAGCUUGAGUCUUCGCAGGAAGGGAAGCACGAAGAGCCGAACCAGUUCGCCUGAAAUGUCGGGAGAGGAUAGUAAGAAGAGAUCCUUGAAGAAAUUGGAGGUUACUCUGGUCAAGCGGAAUCCGUAUACGCUGGUGUUGCCAGAGUCGCUGGCGCUUAUCCGCGCCUUGCGAUCCAUGCCGGUUACUGGCUAUACCAGGUACUACUUCGAGCUAGAAGGCCAAAGAUCAUUGUGGGCUACAAAGUAUCGAAGUAAAUGGCGAGGCAAGGAGCCGGACGGCGAAAGCCUCCUUCAAGAUCUUCAAAGCCUGUCCAUGGCUGAAAAACAAAUCGAACCGAUCGUUACACCCACGGAGUUCAGGUUUGUGGGUGUGAACAGGAGCGGACAGCUACAACUCUCGGAUUUCGCAAUGCCGAAAACGCCCAUCACGCUUGAGAAACCAACUAGGUCGGCGAAAGAUGCUUCUGACGCUCCUCUAAUGCCGUCCUCCGCUGUCAAAUCUAUUCUACGAACCCCUUUGACGAUAUUUGGGAGGAAGACGCACGCAAGACUUGAUAGCUAUACUCUGAUCAUGAAUGAAGGCAUGAAUGGAUCUCAGCCAAGUAGUAAACCCAAAUCGGGUCGUGCACAACCACCAUCCAUUGAUGAAUUAAGGAUGAUUGCAGACGGUAUCAGGAAUGGCACCUACUAG
Aaosphaeria arxii CBS 175.79 is the source of this 1764-nucleotide messenger RNA. RefSeq lists its product as uncharacterized. The transcript has 2 exons. Bases 1 to 1764 code for a protein of 587 amino acids. The record is from RefSeq and is a predicted model, not a curated record. NCBI's taxonomy places the organism in Eukaryota, Fungi, Ascomycota, Dothideomycetes, Pleosporales.